Molecule: messenger RNA, 3994 nt
Organism: Branchiostoma belcheri (Belcher's lancelet)
Lineage: Eukaryota; Metazoa; Chordata; Leptocardii; Amphioxiformes; Branchiostomatidae
Exons: 11
Coding region: 947-3307 (786 amino acids)
Biological process (GO): cytokine-mediated signaling pathway
Cellular component (GO): external side of plasma membrane
Molecular function (GO): cytokine receptor activity; protein binding
Source: RefSeq, a predicted model, not a curated record
AUCAGUACGGAGAUACACCGGCCGCGUAGGAAGCGGUGUGGGGGCGUGUACAGGGAAAACUCAAGUUCUAGUGAACGAACUCACUCACUCCGUCCAGCUCGCUCGGAAUCUUCCCACAACUUUGGCAAGUUCUCUCCACAACUCUGUAGAUCUGUUGUCAGCAGCAGCGGCUGUUUAACGUAAGUCACGUGCGAUCUUCCACCACUUCCUUUUCCAUGAUUACGGUUCCAUAGUGAGAGUUUAUAUUUGUGUACUAUACUCAUCCUUUUUCCUCAAACAGUGGCCUAUUAUAACAAAACGUAGUUUCCUUUGCCGUAUUGUUUUGGCGGUCAGUAGUGUGUGUGUAUAUAUAUAUUCUUAAUAUAAUUUGUAGUUAUUUGCCUCCAUGAGAUGUUUCAGACGUUUCCCAGCAUUAUAGAGCCAUUUAAACUUCUCUCCAUUAUAUUAUUAUAGCUCCCGAAUCCUACAUCCUCUCCGCAAAUCGGCUGUAGGACUCGGGAGCUGUAAUAGGUUUGGUAACCAGGGUAUCGUGUUAGCCCAACAUUCUGAAAUACAGAGUCGUUUGUAGCUCUAGUGGAAAGAGAUUGUUAGUCUCAGCGUGGCCACCGUAACAACCAACUGUUUACACCCCCAGUCCACUUUCCUUUAACCCCACUUGGCCUCCCGUCGUCUCCCUUUAUUGUUGCCUUUCUAUACACCUGACCAUAUCGGUUACACUCAGGAUUAUGUUACUAUCACAUCUCGUUUUACGUCGUUUAAGGCGCGGUCGCGUAAACUCGGGCGACUCGUAUGUUUCCUACCAUCAAACAUCGUGUACAACCUUUAAGGAUGCUUGGAAGAUGAGCGAGUGAGUGAGACGUUGUGAGUUUGUUGUGAAAAAAACCCCUGAAAAUCUCGCCGCAGAGCCGUUUAGAGGAAGUCUUUCCCGACCUUGAGCAAGAACAAGAUGGCGGCCUCACUGCGACAGGUGUUUGCGAUGACGUUGCUCCUUCAGGUGAUCUCACUAGAGGCGACAGUUUUCCCACUUUUCACAAGUUGUACCUGUAACCUGGACGCGCGGACAGUCACCUGCACCUGGGACCGAGACCCGAGCGAUGGGAACGAGACGACAUACACUGUUGCAUAUUGGGAAGAUAAGGGGCCGGAACAAAAGUGUGACGUCACAGAUCAUGGCGAAACGUCUUCUUGUACCUUCAAACCUUCAAGUCUGUACGUCGGACACGAGGUGGUUCUGACCAGAACGGAUGGCGACACUGGACUGAGCGCUCGUUCGUUCCCAUGGAAUAUAACUCCGUACCUAAGUGUAAAGCCGAACGCCCCGAGUCUGACUGCUACCGCAGAGGGGUCACGCCAGGUCACGCUGCGGUGGGAGUCCUCCAUCCCUCCCGCCUUCCGGACUGUGGUAGACGAGUCGGGUUGUGAGUUCCAGUACCGGGAUAGGCGAAAUGCAACCUGGAGGAAACCGGAGGAUGCGGGAAGACAGAAAAGCUUCACCCUGCGCGGCCUGCGUCCCGGGACGGAGUACGCCGUCCGGAUCCGCUGUGAGGCUGAGUACUGGGGGGAGUACGGAGAGCCGGUAUACGUCAGGACAUGGGAGGAGGCUCCAGGCCAGGGACCAAGAGUGGUAGAAGCCAAAUUAACGCCAGACACUGACAAAGACGGUCUCGCUGAUGCUACUAUUUCUUGGGAGAAAAUCCCCCUGGAGGACCAAAACGGCCCCAUCCUCCACUACAAGCUGAACCUAACGGAAGGAGGUGGCGUCACAAGAAGUGUUUCAGUGGACGCCAACACCACUAAACACACGUUCAGAGACCUCGCGGUGGGACAGGCGUACCAGGGUGUGCUUUGGGCCGUCAACGCUGCUGGGCAGUCCCCAUCUGUCCCAUACAGCAUCGAUAUCACCAGUCCACGAGUACAACCACCUGUACAUUCACCAGCCCCUGGAUUCAUAGGUUCUACGACGAUGACCGUUGUUCUCGCUUCCGUCCUUGGGGGGCUGUUGCUGCUCAGUCUGGUCAUUUUCUGCAAUCGACGGGCGAUCGGAAAACGCUUCAAGAUGGCGAAGGACCAUCUUUGGCCGAGGAUUCCCCGCCCAGAGAACUUCUUGGCGCCUCCGACUGCUGACGAAGACUACCAGUACGUGGAUGACGUGCACGUUCGUUUCGUCUACCUCCCACCGGAACCGGAAAUAGUGGACGACUUCGAGGAGGAGCGGAGGCGGCUGCUGGCACUGCCUCUCCCCGACGGGCCGCUAGAGGGCGCCUCUGACGGAACGAUCGCGGCGGGACAGGCAAGCCGCCCCGUCUCCACGGCAACGGACGACGCAGACCGAUCGGGCCGUGACGCCCGUUGCCAUGGUAGCAGCGAAGAGGUCGCGGGCAUGCCCCCUGUGGCUAAGGCUAUUUGGGUCAACGUGAACAAUGAAUACGUGAAUAAUGACGCCGUUCCCAUGACAACCGAGGGAGACAAGGCCAAGUCCACCCUGAACUACAUACGGGUGGAAGAUUCAAGUCGUUACGUCGCCAAGGCAACGGGAGGCACCCCAGGGGUCAGUUCUGGAGACGGUAUGGCGGGGUCACAGGUCAUGCCCAGCUACGUGCAGGUGGGCCAUCAGAGCUGUCCCGUCGUUGCCAUGGCAACGGAGGGCGACCAGACGGCUUCCGAACUGGCGGUCAACUCCAACGCGGAGACGGCCCCCCGCGAAGAUGGCAGUGCGGGGUCGCAGGUCAUCCCGAACUAUGUGCAGACGGACCAUCAGGGCUAUCCCGUUACCAUGGCAACAGAGGGAGACCAGGCGACUACCCCCCGCAAAGAGGGAAGCGCGGGGUCGCAGGCCAUCCAGGGCUACGUGCAGGUGGACCAGGUGACGCAACCCGUUACCAUGGCAACAGAGGGCGACAAGGCCGCUACUUCUGAACUGGCGGUCCGCCCUGACGCGAUGGAGACGACCCCCCGCAAAGACGCCAGUGCGGGGUCGCAGGCCAUCCCAAGCUACGUGCAGGUGGACCAUCAGGGCUGCCCCGUUACCAUGGCAACGCAUUCCGUUCCCAUGGCAACGGAAGUCGCCACACCCGAAACGGAGACGCCUGGCCGCAAAGGGUCAAAGGUCAUUCGGGAGAACGGUGGCCAGAUCCAGCAUCAAGCCAUCCCGUAUGUCACCAUGGCAACGGAGGGUGUGGGUGGGGUUUCCUUGGGCGCCGGUGCACCGAAGAUUCCACAACCCGGAAAAGUCCGGCGCGCAGGAGAACUGACCGUCUGUCAAGGCACGAACAGCUACGUACAGAUCCAGAAUAGUUCAAGUUCAUGAAAAACAAAGACUCGUGUACAAGUUUGCACAUAAAGGUUGCACAGAACCUUGUUCAAGUACAUUAAGGUUGUCCAGAUUCUUGUUCAAGUUCAAAAAGGUUGCUAAGACUCUUGUUCAAUGCCACAUAGGUUACCUCCAAAGGGCAUAUUCAGUUUGAGGCAACAGAACUAGGGAAACUUACCGGGAUAUCGGUACAAUGGCCAUAUAUAUAUAUAUAUAUAUAUAUAUAUCAAGGACUACAAACAUGUAUAUAAUGUCCUUGUGUACAUACUGUACAAAACCUUUGUGCAUAAAUUACUGUACAUAGCAUUUUACCUUUCUGUAAGGACCUGCAAAAUAGAGACCUCAUGCAAAUGUUUGAUACAUUUUGUAAAAUGCAUUGUGUACAUGAAUGUACCUGGAUGUCUAGCCUUCAGCAACAUAUCAAAGCCAUAGUAACCCAGUGUUACGCAACAUCGUUGUUAAUACUAGCAUAAAGCUUGUAAGGGAUGAGUACAAAAUUUGGAAAAAUUUCAGAUCUUCUGGCAUUGCCAUUAAGACCCAUUGGGUUGUCUCACGUUUUCUGAACGACUUUGCUUGAAGGGUUUGUGAAUUGUUAAACAUUGUGUUCAUGUAUGAUAGUAUGAAUUGCCAGUUGGAGAUUAUAUGCUCGUGCAUUUCAAUUUUGUGCAUCAAAAUGUUUUCAUA